Messenger RNA from Lathyrus oleraceus (garden pea), 333 nucleotides. Its product is annotated as transcription factor bHLH95-like. NCBI's taxonomy places the organism in Eukaryota, Viridiplantae, Streptophyta, Magnoliopsida, Fabales, Fabaceae. Gene Ontology annotation, molecular function: DNA-binding transcription factor activity; protein dimerization activity. Bases 1 to 333 code for a protein of 110 amino acids. Gene Ontology annotation, biological process: regulation of DNA-templated transcription; endosperm development. The record is from RefSeq and is a predicted model, not a curated record. The transcript has 2 exons.
AUGUUUGUUAGCCUUCAUGCUUUACUUCCAGAUCUACCCUCUAAGGUUGAUAAGUCAACCAUUGUGGAUGCAGCAGUGAAAGAAAUAAAAAAUUUACAACAGAUUCUUGAAAAUCUAGAAAAGAAGAAGCAAGACAAGCUUAAAUCUAUGUCCCGAUUUAUGAGUGAGUCUUCAUCUGUGAUGAACUCACAAUUGAAUUCAUAUGAAUCAACAGAAACUAUCAUAAUUGAUCAGGGAUCCUAUAGUUAUAAUAAUAAAUUUCCUAUUAGUGUAAUUGAAACUUCAAAUACGUUAUCGUUAUAUGCACCUCCACCGAAACAAGUAGCUUUUUAA